AUGGGAAACUAUGCAUCAGCAUGCAACAUGAUCAUGAUCACACCAAUGAUGAAAAGCACCAAAUCCGCAAGAGUAAUAUUCCCAUCAGGCGAGAUUCGACAGUUUCGAGAGCCCGUUAAGGCGGCCGAGAUCAUGUUGGAGAGCCCAAGUUUCUUCUUGGUCAACUCAAAGUCUCUAAACAUCAACCGUAGGUUUUCGGCCCUUUCGGCCGAUGAAGAGUUGGAGCCGGGGAAUGUUUAUAUCAUGUUUCCGAUGAGGCGGGUGAAUUCGAUGGUUACUCCGGCAGAUAUGGCAGUUUUUUGGAUGGCUGGGAAUAGUGCGGGGAAGCGGAUUUCCGGGAGGAUAUCGCCGGAGAUGAGUCGGGUGAGUGUUGGUGGUGGUGGAGAGACGGUGGUGGAGCAGCCGCGGUUGGCGGUGGAGGUGCCGGAGUUUAGUUAUAGGAUGGUGGUUUGUAGGUCAAAGAAGCCGGUUUUGGAUACCAUUACGGAGGAACCGGUUUGCUAA
This is a messenger RNA of Helianthus annuus (common sunflower), 504 nucleotides long. RefSeq lists its product as uncharacterized. NCBI's taxonomy places the organism in Eukaryota, Viridiplantae, Streptophyta, Magnoliopsida, Asterales, Asteraceae. The coding region runs from base 1 to 504 and encodes 167 amino acids. The record is from RefSeq and is a predicted model, not a curated record. The transcript has a single exon.